AUGAUUGCCGGUAUCAUGGGUUACUAUCCACCGGAAGCGGCGGCUAUGUUCUACAACCCGUAUUCGUACGGUCACGACCAGUCAGUGCAACAGUACGCCCAACAGCAGCAACUGGAUUAUCAACUAACUCCUGCCCUGUACCUUCUGAACCAGCAGGCUGAACUGCUCCAAAAAUCACUCGCCAAGGGACAGGCAAAGAAACCGAUCGACGGCACAAUUAACAGCAAGCCUCAGCGUAAACAACGUGGUCCGUACAAGAAGCGCACCAACAAGACGCUAUCUCCAACCGUUUCACCAGCACCAGAGUUUGUAACGGAUACGGAGCGCCUGUCGUCGUCCGAACUGUCCAGCAGCAACAAUCGUUCCACCGGUUCCGACGUAUCAAUCCCAACCAUGGAUAGCAGCUACCAGUACCAACAGCAACAACAACCGCCGCGGAAGCGCAAAAGUGACCCCUGUCUCGUGAUUGACCAGCAGGAACACAAACAAAGCCGAACACUGAGCCACAAACAGUCCAUCUUCCGCGAUGUAUCCCUGAUGGCCGUAAGCUCCUGCAUUGCACCUGCGGUCGAACAGUGUUGA
Molecule: messenger RNA, 582 nt
Organism: Anopheles marshallii
Lineage: Eukaryota; Metazoa; Arthropoda; Insecta; Diptera; Culicidae
Exons: 1
Coding region: 1-582 (193 amino acids)
Source: RefSeq, a predicted model, not a curated record